Messenger RNA from Acanthosepion pharaonis, 963 nucleotides. NCBI's taxonomy places the organism in Eukaryota, Metazoa, Mollusca, Cephalopoda, Sepiida, Sepiidae. The record is from the annotation of a GenBank genome assembly.
AUGCCUUUCAUUUUCUUCUAUCACCUCUUUCCUGUUUUGUUCUCUUUCCCCUCUGAUAUUCUUGUGCCUUCUUUCAUUGCUUUACUUUCUCUCUUUCCUCUCUCAAUGCCUUUCAUUUUCUUCUAUCACCUCUUUUCUGUCUUGUUCUCUUUCCCCUCUGAUAUUCUUUUUUGCCUUCUUUCAUUUUUUUUACUUUCUCUCUUUCCCUCUCUCAAUGUAUUUCAUUUUCUUCUAUCACCUCUUUUCUGUCUUGUUCUCUUUCCCCCUCUGAUAUUCUUUUGCCUUCUUUCAUUGCUUUACUUUCUCUCUUUCCCUCUCUCAAUGCCUUUCAUUUUCUUCUAUCACCUCUUUCCUGUUUUUUUCUCCUUUCUUUCUUGUUUUCUCUCUUUCUCUAUUCUUGCAACUUUUAGUUUCUCUCCUCUUUCCUCUUCUCUCUCAGCUCACCCUCAUUUUCCCUCUCUUUUAUAUUUUCCUUCUUGUACUCUCUUACAUUUUCUUUCAGCCCUAAUUUUCCAUCUCUUUUAUAUUUUCCUUCUUGUACUCUUACAUUUUCGUUCAGCCCUCAUUUUCCAUCUCUUUUAUAUUUUCCUUCUUAUACUCUCUUACAUUUUCUUUCAGCCCUCAUUUUCCAUCUCUUUUAUAUUUUCCUUCUUAUACUCUCUUACAUUUUCUUUCAGCCCUCAUUUUCCAUCUCUCUUAUAUUUUCCUUCUUGUACUCUUAUAUUUUCUUUCAAUUUUCCCCUUUUUUUUCAUCUCCUAACUUCUCUCAUCCUUUUAGUGUGUUCGUUUUUGUCACUGAUGCAUCGUUCAUCUUUCUGCCUCAUUGUCGCCAGCACUUUUCCUGCAGUUUUUAUAUCCCUGCAUAAUUCUUCACCAGUCAUUCAUUUUCAAAUUCGUUAUUUUUUCUUUCAUCCCUUAACUUCCUGCUUUGUCCGAUACACAAUUAAUUUUUUACAACUUUGA